UCAUUUGUCUAUAUAGACUCUCUCUCAUCGCCCUGGCCAAUUGCUCUCAUCUCUUUCGUUCGUUUUGACUGUGUCUCUUUCGUUUCCUUUCUCUCUCUCUCUCUCUACACCACUUUCUACGCAAGCGUGCUCACUGCUUUCAUCUCUUUGAGCUCUCUCUGGAUCUCAACUUUCUGGUCAAGCUUUCUCUUUUGAUAGAAUAUAUAUACAUCUGAUUACGUAACCGUGGCGAUCUGUUUGAAGAAAGGACAUUAUGCGGUGGUAUAGUUUAUCAACUGAUGUUUUUCGCAAAGGCAUCUCUUCAAACCUUUACUGCCGUGUGAUUCUGUAAAUCAGUCUUAAAUUUAACGACUUUCCGAUUCUAAAACCUUACCCAUUUCUCUGUCUCUCAAUCUCUCUUGCCCGAUCUUUGAUUGUUUUCCAUGGGAUCAAGUCGAUUUGCUGUUAUUCCUUGCUACGUUCGUUGGAUUAGUUGAAAUUCAGAUACUAAAUCGAUUUAAUCAGACCUUCUACUUCUCAUUUGCUUGAAUUUGCUUGGAUUGUUGUGGAGGGUUUCUCUUUAUUCUUCUUCGUUUGAAUUGGGAUUUGAAGAAAAAACAAAAGGGUUUGGGAAUUGUAGUUAUGGUGUGCCAAGCAGCGAGUCAAACAAGAUUCCGGGCAUUAAAGCACGAGAAUGGUAUUGCUGGUAGUGCCACCAUUAUAGUUAGAGUAAUUGCAUGCUUUCAACCUCUACAGGAUUGCCAGGCUGAAUAUUUCCGCCAUUUGCUUAAACCUGUCACGUAGAUCAUUUCCUUUUCAAGUGUUGUCUUCAUUCGAGCUGGAUUUUGUUUAGUUUUUGUUUGUUUGUUUAUUGUUUACUGUUUGUUUUCUACCAUCAAGCUAGCAAUCAAUCAAUUUUGCUGGCAGGCUGAACAAAACCCUAAUAUUUGGUGAUUGAUUCGAUACGGUUCUGUUCGAUGGAGAAGGAUCUAGGAUCCUGGUGGUAUCACCUGCAAUCUGACGGGCAAUUUCUCAAUUCGAACAAUAUUUCAAGUUCAGGAUUUGGCUCACAGAGGUCAAAUGGUUUACCUGCUAAUGGGUUUUUGCCAGGAUAUCCAUAUAAUACUGGGAUUCCUCAAACGAAAGUCGGCCAACUGCCUGAACAAUUUGGUUGGUCUUACUGUCUACCGCGAUUCAGGCAGGCCUUCACAUCUAUGCAGAAUAAAAGUGCCGUUCAAAGAGAAAAUCUUAAGGAAUCAGUUGAGCCAAAUCCUGUAUCUCUUCAACAAAAGAGAUUCCUCGUCUUUGAUCAAUCAGGCGAUCAAACCACCUUAAUGUUUAGCUCAGGGAUUGGAAAUCAAGUCCCUGGUUCGGCUUCACUGACCCCUAAACUCGAUAAUGUUUAUGCCCCAGUCCCAGAGAGGAUGAACGAGGGUAAUAGAUUAAACACGGGUCAUUUGACAGAUGAUUGUAAUGGAUAUCAUAACGAUGAUAACGAGAGUGAGAUGCGCGAAGACACUGAAGAGCUUAACGCGCUGCUGUAUUCGGACGACGACAGCGAUUGUGAUGACUAUGAAGAAGAAGAAGAAACUAGCACUGGUCAUUCACCUAAUAUUGAAAAUGGAGAAGAAGAAGAAGAAGUUGCGAAUUCUGUAGGGAGGAGAACCGUAGUAGAAGAAGAAGAAGAAGUAGUAUUUGAUGUUGAGUCUGUUAUGGACACUGCAAGUUCUGGGAAACGAAAAAGUUGGUUUGAGGACGAGCAAGAUGCAGAAUCUUACUGCUGCAGGGGUGUGAAGAAGAAGAAGAAGGUAGGAGGGGGGGAAUGCGAUGGAAAAUCGAAAAAGGAGAAAAUAAGGGAAACUGUGGGCAUAUUGCAGAAGAUAAUCCCGGGAAGUAGAGGUAAGGAUGCGAUUGUGGUUCUUGACGAAGCUAUCGCUUAUUUGAAAGCGUUGCAGUGUAAAGCGGAGGCAGUUGGUUUUGAGAUAUCAUGAAUGGAAACAAUUUGGAGAUGUGAUUCUUCUGGUUAAUGGUUGGUUUAUUGUUCUUCUUUCUUUCAUUUCUCUCUUAAUUAUAUUUUAUUUUAUGGAUGGAUGGAUAAAUGUUGGAAUAAAGUUUAACUGUCUACUCAACUACUACUACUCCAAUUUGUCGAGUCUCGGAUGAGGCUGGCUGGCUGCUGCUGCUGCUUUGGACAGUGUUUUCUUUCUUCUAUAUUUAUUAUUGUUGUUGUUGUUUAUGUGUGUUUUUUGUUUGAGGUGUUAGUUGUUCCACUUGUAAUAUGACUGAAUAUGCAGCUGCUGCAUAAUGUUGCCUUUGCUUUGAUUAUUAGUAUUUCUUCUGCUUCUGCUCUUA
This is a messenger RNA of Impatiens glandulifera, 2331 nucleotides long. RefSeq names its product transcription factor SAC51-like. The record is from RefSeq and is a predicted model, not a curated record. The coding region runs from base 957 to 1970 and encodes 337 amino acids. NCBI's taxonomy places the organism in Eukaryota, Viridiplantae, Streptophyta, Magnoliopsida, Ericales, Balsaminaceae. The transcript has 4 exons.